AUGAAGCUCUCACGCCUCGAUCUCAACGAAAUGCUUGGCGUGGACCAGACGCGGAGUCACGUGAUCGAGAGGAUCAUCAACCUCACCCUGGAUAUCCUCUAUCUGCUGACCGGAGAGGAUUACCUAGUCCUGAAGAUGUCCUGUGGUCGAGUCACACACAGUAGCAGUCCCUGUGUAUCGGGAGGCUUCGCUCGGACCCAGCCCCCCGCCUCAAAGCUGACACCCGACAGCAACGACAAGAAGAUCCUAGAAGUCACCCAGAAGAUCAUUGAGCUCCUGACAGGAGAGGAAGGCCGGAGGUCGCUCAGGGGGAAGAGUCGCAGGUCGAAGCCCGUCAUCCAGGAAGAUCGUGACGUCCCGAGCUCAGAAGAUGAAUCCAGUAACAGAACGCCAGCGGUGUGAGACAUCCCCGUCCUCUGUAUUCCCGGGAUCGGGAAGGAAAAUUGAACACCAGGAAGUCGGAGAACACUGUGAGCUUCUGUAUCAAGAAGGAGAUGGAUGCGGCCGAGUGGAAAUCCAAGGCUAGGAGGAAAGGACGGCCCCGGAGGACCAGGAUGCUGGAGGCGGCUCCCCGGCCACAGUCCCCUCCGGACAUGAAGGACAUCCAUGGAAUCUCUGAGGACUUCCAGGACAAAGCCAGGGAGGUGAUCACCACUGAGGACGACCAGCAGAAUCAGCAAGUCACUAAAGAUCGUCAUACUGGGCGGAGCCAGGACAAGCCUGUGUCAGUGAUCGAAGUGGGAGAGGACGAGGAUGACCGCGAAAAAAAUCUCCGACACAUUAGUGACGGUAGAAGGUGGCGCCCCCCAAAGGAAGCAACAUUAUCUAUUAUCACAGAGGAGAAGGAGGACAGCGCAGAGAGCCCCAGGAAGGAGUCAGACUGGGAGUUUGAUGAAGACGGCUCCCCACACAGCGUCGGCGCGUCUGGGGACGACAGUUCAGAGGACACCAUUGUUAAAAUCAGUCUAGACAACGUCCAGGAAGCAUCGGAACCCAAAGAUGUUGAUCGAACGAUCUGCCGCAACGGCAAGAAAAUCACCUUCACCUGCUUGGACUGCGGGAGGAGUUUUUUGCGUCCUCGGAGCAGCUCAAAUCGCACCACAAAGUCCACACGGGAGAGGCGCCCUUCUCCUGCAUGGCUUGCGGCAGCUCCUUUGGCAGCUCAGAGGAGCUCGGAGAGCACGUCGCGGUCCACACUUCCGAAAAACUCUUCGCCUGCUCGCAGUGCGGCAAGUGCUUCACCAUCAAGGCCAAUCUGAUCGCCCACCGCCGGGUGCACACGGGCGACAAGCCCUUCUCCUGCGCCGAAUGUGGCCGGCGCUUUGCCCUCAGGUCCUCUCUGGAGACGCACCUUCCCGCACAUGCCAUAGAAAAGCCCUACCCUUGCGCGUUGUGCGGGAAGUGCUUCACCACCAGCGGCCGCCUCGCCGUUCACCAGACGACCCACACGGGGGAUAAGACCUACGAGUGCGAGGACUGCGGCAAAAUUUUCACCACAAGCAGCAGCAUGAACCGGCACCGGAGGACGCACACGGGGGAGAAACCAUAUUCCUGCAUGGUGUGCGGAAAAUGUUUUAACCGUGAGACCAACCUCUACCGACACCAGAUGAUCCACACAAGAUGA
This is a messenger RNA of Staurois parvus, 1624 nucleotides long. The record is from the annotation of a GenBank genome assembly. NCBI's taxonomy places the organism in Eukaryota, Metazoa, Chordata, Amphibia, Anura, Ranidae.